AUGAAUACGCAAGAAACGACGGCGAUUAGUCUUUUAAUGGAGAAUGUAAUAAAUACCAGUACAAGUACAGAACAAGAAAAUUUAAGUACUAGUGAAACAGAUUGGAAUAAUAGUAGUCAUUCAACCAGUAAUACAUCUUCAAGCAGCGAAGAAAAUGAUGAUAUCUUCUUUCCUCUAAUGAAAUAUUUAAUCAGUGGACGUAAAAGACAUCGGGUUGAACAUUACCUUCACGUUGUGGAUAAUUGGACAGAUUUAGAAUUUAAGGAGCACUUGCGAAUCAAUCGCAUUAUAGCAAUUCGAUUAAUAGAUGAAUUGCAUGAUAGUGGAUAUAUUCCUUCACAUUCAUUUGGAGUUAAACCGAUUGAAGCAAAACUCUGUUUUCUU
Trachymyrmex cornetzi is the source of this 384-nucleotide messenger RNA. RefSeq lists its product as uncharacterized. The transcript has 2 exons. The annotation marks the transcript as partial. NCBI's taxonomy places the organism in Eukaryota, Metazoa, Arthropoda, Insecta, Hymenoptera, Formicidae. The record is from RefSeq and is a predicted model, not a curated record.